AUGGAGUACAUGAGGAAGCUUUCAUUUCCAUGGACAACAUCCACCUACAACAAUGUAAUUGAGGCAUUUUCAGAUGUGGGUGAUGCCAAGAACAUGGAAUACACCUUUAAGCAAAUGCAAGGAGAGGGAAUGAGAGCAGACACCAAGACUUUUUGCUGUUUGAUUAGAGGGUAUGCAAAUGCAGGGGUGUUUCAUAAGGCUGGUGAUUUGAUGAAGAUGGAGGAAGUGUUUAGGAAGAUGAAACAGGAAGAAUGUAGGCCUGAUGCAGUGACUUAUUCUAUAAUGGUGGAAGCUUAUAAAAAGGAAGCCAUGGAUGAUAAGGUGCAUGAUUUAGAACAGGAAAGACUGAAGAUUGGUGUUUGUUAA
Molecule: messenger RNA, 366 nt
Organism: Lactuca saligna
Lineage: Eukaryota; Viridiplantae; Streptophyta; Magnoliopsida; Asterales; Asteraceae
Source: the annotation of a GenBank genome assembly